CUCCGCGGCAUGUGGGAUCUUCCCGGUCUGGGGCACGAACCCGUGUCCCCUGAAUCGGCAGGCAGGCUCUCAACCACUGCGCCACCAGGGAAGCCCCUAAGUGAUUGAAUUUUGAAAGCACUUAUUGAAUCAAACCAACCCAUGCUCUUAUUGAAUUUUUAAGUUGCUCUGUUAAUUUGAUAUUAAAGCAAAAUUAAAAGAUGUCUUAGUUUUUCUCAUAGAACUUUGAUAUGUCAAAAGCCAUAUUGUCUAAAUGUGUUUCUUAAGCAAAUACUGAGUAGUGUUUUAAAUUCAGACUUAAGAGCUUCUAUUGUGAAUGUAUAAGAAUGAUUAAUACUGUUUUUAAAGACUUCUUUCUUUUAAUCAUACAUUCAGGAAAUAUUUUAAUUUCAUGGUCACAGAAUGGUGAUUAAGUAAUACCUGUUGUUUUCUUUUCUUUUCUAGUAACUAAGAGGAGAUAGUUAUUUUAUUUGUUGUAGCAAAUUCCUACAUGAAAAUUAGGCAAAUGGUAUCAUAUCUGGCCAGCUGCAACCUCCUGCCUUGACCUUCAUUCCUAGGGUUUCUUUGUUGUUGUGACUCUUGAUUAAGUGGCCUUGGGUUCAUUUUGUAAUUUUGCUAGUCAUCAGCAAAUUCACUUGUAUGACAUUAUUGUCAAGUGAGAAUGCAGUUGAGUUACUGUGAUUCCGGUAUAGGGUUGUGCCAUGUAGAAAACCUUACGUUUAUUGACAUUUACCUAUGUUCAUUGAAUUUAUCUCAUUAAAUGUCAUUACCGUUGUCUGUUGUCAAGUCUGAAUGUCUAUGCUUUAUUUGAAUUUAAAAUGGGACUUCCAACCUGUUUUAGCUCAGUUCUUAAUUCACUAAGGUACUGGGAGAAAGCUGACAUAAGAAAAUGGUGUUUUUACUGAAAGAAAAAAGGCAAAUAUGAGUCCAAUUUAAUUCAUAUUCUAUAUCAUCAAGUUGACUAAUCAUAUCAGAUUACAUUUAUUCCUCAUUUUAUAUAUAUAUACAUUAACUUAAAGUAAAAAAACAGUAUGAAGGAAUUCACUUAUACAUUCAUUCUAUAAAUGUUUAUUACAAUUAUUAAAUAUAAACAGGUUCAACUUACCUUAAAAAGAAGGCUUGCAAACUUACAGCAAUUGUCAUAUUAGUAGUAAAACAUUUGAUGUUACUAUCACAGUUUCUAUUCAACAUUUUGCUGGAAGCCACACCUGGUGCAGAAAUUAAAAUUAAAUGUAACUAUUAGCAAGGAAGAGACAAAAUUGUUAUCAUACAGUAGGAUUAUCUACUUAGAAAAUCCAAGGACUGAUUUUUUUAAAAAGUCACCAGUUUAGAAAACAAAACAAAGUUUAACCAUCCAAGUAUACACAAAGCAAAGAAAUAUUUAAGAUGAAAAACAAUUAAACUAUAGUCUAUGUUUUCUUCCUCAUGCUGGAACAAAUAUUAAAGAAGCAGUGACUGCUUAUGUUAUAUCUGAUAAAAUAAAUUUCACAAUCAAAAUUUGAAUGGUAAAUAAAGAUGAAAUUUACAUUAAAUAAUGAAAACCUAGUAGUACUGAUUUGGUCAUUUUAAAGAACAUAAUGCCAAAAUACAUGAAAGAAAAGUAGACAGAAAUGUGAGAGCAGGCAGAAAUGUAUACAUACUUCGAUAGUUUGUUUCUUAUAGAAAUAGGUUAAUAUGGAGACAAAAGGUACUUCUCUAAAAUAACAUCUGUGUUGUAGAGGAUAUGUUGGAGGAUAAUUUCAAAAUAAUGAAAAUUCAAAUCUAUGCAAGCAAAUUUAUGUGAUGAUACCCAAGCAGUACUAUAAAGAAAAAAAUCAUGCUUUAAAUAUCUGUAUUAGGGAUAAGGCGUAAGUAAAUGUUUUCUUUUUCUUUUUUUUAAGGAGUUUGUGGUUAGAAUUUAGAAAGAGAACAAAAGAAAUCAAAGUGGAAUAAGAAAACCAAGCAUGAAUGACAAAAAUUAGAAAAAUAUAUGAAACCAUUAAUUGGUUCUUACAGAUUAAAUUGGUAAAAUGUCAGCUCAAUCGUAAAAGUACAAAUUAGUACAUUUAUAAUUGAAUAGGAGAUAUAUAAAAUAAAUCAAUUAGAUUUGAAAAGAGAGAUCUGUCAGCUUGAUGCUAAAAAUUUAAUUACUAGUAUCAAAAUAUCUGGCUCCUUAUAAUGAUAUAAUAUGAUAAAACUGACAUUUAAAAGAGAAUAUGUCCAGACUGGUUAUGAGAAAUAAUCCAUAAAUUGUCAGAAAUAACCAAUUAAAAUGUCAUCUGCUUGUGAUGGCUGUCCUGAGACUUUUCCAAAGUAUCAAAUAACAAAUCAUUUCCAUAUACUCCCAAAGUAUAGAAAAUGAUAGCAAGAUACCCAGUUCCUUUGCUGAAGUAAAUGUAAUUUUCAUUAAAAAAAGUAAAAAGCAAUAUAAUAUAAAGACAUUUAGGAGAUUCUUAUUUAUGAACAUAGAUGCAAAAAUCCUAAUAAAAUCUCAGAAAAUUGAAUAGAGAAAUAUUUGGAAGAACUGCUAACAUAAUUCUAGAGUUACAAAGUUCAUAUAACAGCUGCAGAACACAUUACAUUAAUAAAAAACAAUAAAAUCGUACAUCACUGUAAUAUACACCAAAAAGGCAUCUGAAAAAGUUCAAUGUCUAUUUCUAAUUAAACUUAAAAAAAAACUCUCUAAAAGUAUGUUUUAGAAGAAAGAAUAAUAGAACCCCAGAAUAUUAGAGCUGUAUGGGGCCUCACAAGUGAUUAAAUUCUAGCCUCAUGUUUUAUAGAUGAAAAACAUAGCCAGGGAGAUUAAAUGACUUACCCAAGGUCACUGAACUUGAUGGUAGGUCUUCUGACUACUAGUCUAGCUUGCUAUUAUCUGUUACUUUUCUUAUAAAUAGAAACAAGGGUGCUUCCUGUCAUUUCUAGUAUUUAGCAUCAUAAAAAAGAAAAGGAAGUAAUUGAAUCCAAUCCAUUUACCCCUGCUACUUCAUCUCUGGUAAGUAACCAGUUGGUCAUCUAGCUUCUGCUUGAAUACUUCUAAUGUUUGGAGAAUCCUUUACUUAGUGGUGGUGGCCAUUUUGGAAAGCUGUACUUGAAAGAUGGUUUUGUGUACUGAACCAAAAAUCUGCCUUUCUGGACCAUCCUGGAAUUGUCGGACCAGUAGCUUCCAAGGUGGGAUGUGUGGAGGUAUGCACAAGGCCAUCCUUUGAGGUAAGGGAAGAAAAUAUCUGUGUAUAUUUAUUUUUUAUCUUAAAAAGAGAAAAUUAGCUUUUUGCUAAUAUUUAAAAUAUGGCUUGAUAUGAGAUAUCUGACUUGGCCUACAUAGCAUACCUAUCAUUUAGCAGGGGUGAUAUUAAAAACAAAAAAUUCUGUGGCUGAAGCACUGACCAAUCAGAAUGAAUGAUGGUCACAAGCAGUCUGGUCCAAAAUCAGCCCUGCACACUAGAUACCUGAGGGAAAACUGGGAAUAACUAAAUGUAAGUUGAUGGUGGUUUGUUUUAUUGCAGUUUAUCUGUGUGUGGUUAAGUGGAUUUAAGGCUUAUCAAAUGAUUCUUGUGAAUAACCACAAAUUGAAGAUAAUACAAUAAAACAAGCACAAGUGAACAAGUGGAAAAUGAUAGAGCCUUUUCCUUAACCUCCCACUAAUCUGUCCUUUCAAGAUAAAGUUACCAUUUUAACAAUGAGUGAGAAAGUGACAACUUUUCUAAAGGAACUAAUUUUAUGGAGAGAGUGUUUUGAAAACUAAUAUUUUGGAGUGUUUUCACCAUUAAACAAUUGCCAAAAACCAGAUAUCUAUAAAAACGUAUUUUUACACACUUAAUAGAGAUAUUCUAACCUAUAAAAUAUUCCAAAAAGGAUCAUUUCCAUGGGUUUAAUUUGUUAAAAAUAUAACACCUUCCUCUUAACAUUUAACAACAACUAAUUGACAUCUGGGAAGAUUAUUAUUGUCAGAUGAGACUGAAAAAUGAGUAUACUUUAGUAAAUCUUCCAUUCAGAUAUCCUUUCAGUUGGAACCCCAUAUCGCCUUACUAUCCUAAUGAAUAGAAAUUCUUGUUAUAACCACAAAAGGAAAUAAAGUAUACCAGUGUAGGAGUGUAGAAAUUAAUUAAAUUAAUUUUUUUUUUCUGCAAGAUGAAAUGACAAUACUUAGAAAACAAGUGAAUUGACCAAAAAAAUACUAGAGGUUAAAAAUGAACUUAGCAAAGUUGCUUUCCUAAAUACAAUUCAAAAUAGACUGAGAUUGAUUGGUAUGGAAUCAUUGAUAUGAUUCCAUCACUAUGACAUUCUGGGAAAGGAGGGAGAACAGAUCUAUGGUGGUUUAGAAGCUAGCGUGGGGAGAUUUACUAUGCAAAGGGGCAGGAAGAAACAUUUGGGUGAGAGCCUUGAUUGCGGUGAUGUAUAUACCUUGUUAGAAUUCACAGAACUGUACACUUUAUAAAGAAAGGUGAAUUUUACUGAAUGUAAAUUCUCUCUCAAUACACUUGACUUUAAAAAGUGGACUGAGAAAAGGUGAUUUCAUUCCCAAAGGGGGCAAAAAUCAGUAUAUACGUGGGUGUUCAUACGAGCAUUAUAAAAUGAAAAGCACAGUGGAGCAAUAAAGGCAGAUCCUUAAUAGUAAGAGCCUCUUCCUGGUUGGAAAGACCAAAGACAGCCAAGCUGACUUUGGGCACACUAGGGCCGUAGCGCGAGGGAGGACUCGUGGUCCGACUGCGCAGGUGGGUUCCUGCCCGGGGGCGGGGCCUCGGGAGCGCGGGGCCUCGGGAGCCCUGGGCCUACGGAGCGCUGGGCCUCGAGAGCCGGCUGCUGGGGACCCAAGUUCCAAGGUCUGGAGGCCGAGGAGACAUGGCCACCACCCGUGACGCUGAGAUCCGGAAGGACGUGCAGACCCACUACGGGCAGGUGCUGAAGAAAUCAGCAGACCUCCAGACCAAUGCGUGUGUCACUGCAGCCAGGCCAGUCCCUAAGCACAUCCGGGAAGCCCUGCAGAAUGUAAAUGAGGAAGUAUCCUUGAGAUAUUAUGGCUGUGGUCUGGUCAUCCCUGAGUGUCUGGAAAACUGCUGGGUUUUGGACCUGGGGAGUGGAAGUGGCUGAGACUGCUAUGCACUUAGUCAGCUGGUUGGUGAGAAGGGACAUGUUACCGGAAUAGACAUGACAGAAGGUCAGGUAGAAGUGGCUAACAAGUACAUUGAAUAUCACAUGGAAAAAUAUGGCUUCCAGGCACCCAAUGUGACUUUUAUUCAUGGCUACAUAGAGAAGUUAGGAGAAGCUGGAAUCAAGAAUGAGAGUUAUGAUAUUGUUAUAUCCAAUUGUGUCAUUAACCUUGUACCUGAUAAACAGCAAGUGCUGCAGGAGGUAUAUCGAGUGUUAAAGCACGGUGGGGAGCUAUAUUUCAGUGACGUCUAUGCUAGCCUUGAAUUGCCAGAAGAAGUCAGGACACACAAAGUUUUAAGGGGUGAGUGCCUGGGUGGUGCUUUGUACUGGAAGGACCUUGCUAUCCUUGCCCAAAAAAUUGGGUUCUGCCCUCCACGUUUGGUCACUGCCAAUUUAAUUACAGUUCAAAACAAGGAACUAGAAAACAUGAUCUGUGACUGCCGUUUUGUUUCUGCUACAUUUCGCCUUUUCAAACUCCCUAAGACAGGACCAACCAAAAGAUGCCAGGUUGUUUACAAUGGAGGAAUCACAGGACACGAAAAAGAACUAAUAUUUGAUGCAAAUUUCACAUUUAAGAAAGAUGAAACUGUUGAAGUGGACGAAGAAACAGCAGCUAUCCUGAAGAAUUCACGAUUUGCCCAAGAUUUUCUGAUCAGGCCAAUUGGAGAGAAGUUGACGACAUGUGGAGGCUAUACUGCUCUUGAAGCAAAGGAUAUAAUAAAAGAUCCAUUCAAGCUUGCAGAAGGGUCUGACAAUGCAAAGUCCAGAAGUCCCCCUGAAGCUGCCAGCGGCUGCUGAGGCACAGAGAAGUGCUGCUAAAACAACAGCUGACCAGAAGACAGCUGGGCAGGAGGUGAAAGAAUGAGUUACACGUCUUAACCUGCUCUUCCCCACAGCCCAUACCACAAGAAAAGGCAAAACUCCACCGUAUUUUAGAUUAAAAUUAAUGAAUUAUUUUUACAAAGUAUUAAUUAAAGGUUCACAGCAAAAUCAUCUAAAGACUAGUUAAGCAGUUUUUCUCUUAACCGAGUCUGGUGCCACCUAGUGGCAAGAAAUGGAACUGAGAAGCAGUCUGAAAGCUUGGCUGAUGGGCAAGAAAGGCUUCGGAAAUAACAGUUGGCCAGGGGCCUCAGGGAGAACAUCUUCCUUCUGACCUGCAUAGCACCUUUUGGACUUUUCACCAUGUUUUUUCAUUAAACAGAGCUCCUACUGAACUCAUGCUAAUCAUGCCAAAAGAUUGCCAAAUCAAAUUUGGUAGGAGUGCUCUUGAGGUAAUUGG
Molecule: messenger RNA, 6406 nt
Organism: Aethalodelphis obliquidens (Pacific white-sided dolphin)
Lineage: Eukaryota; Metazoa; Chordata; Mammalia; Artiodactyla; Delphinidae
Gene: AS3MT
Product: arsenite methyltransferase
Exons: 11
Biological process (GO): arsonoacetate metabolic process; toxin metabolic process
Cellular component (GO): cytosol
Molecular function (GO): arsenite methyltransferase activity
Source: RefSeq, a predicted model, not a curated record